UUUUCAUAUUAUUACCACGUGCUAGUUAUAAAAACUAUUAUCAAUCAUUGCAUUUACAAACUGGCUUUUAAACAUAGUCUUGAGCGUUUCUGAAGAGUUGUAUUUUUGAAACCAAAACCGAAUAUCAUUUAAAGAAGACAUCUCAAAUGUCUGAUCCGGAUCCGGGUCAGCAAACUGAGCCGAAGGGUGACGACAGUGCAGGGAAUACGACUGAGGAGUCAACGACUAACAAACCCUCGGAUGAUGUGUCGCCGCCCCUGAUUCUGAGCGGAGACGGAGGCCAAGGAAAUGAAGAACCCUCGGCCGCUCCGAAAACCCCUGGAGAAGAGACAAAGCACGAAGACGAUAAGAAGGGAAGACCAAGAAAGGGAAAGAAAAAUCACCAGGCCGAGGACCACAAAAUCAAUCGGGAGAGACUGAAGCAACUGAAGGAAGAGCGAAGGGGACAGACGGAUGAGCGCCACCGUUACAUGUGGUACAAGAUAGCAGAUGUGAUCGGAACCGACGAGAACAAUGUGGAGGACCAGCUGCUGUCGGAUGACAGGUGGGACUACAUCGAGAAGUUCUUCGCAGCCAAUGGGUCCAAAUCACUCAUGUUCUACUACCAGGAAGUGCACAAGGAUCCGGUACCCGUGAUGCGUCUGGACGCUGCGAGUACUGUGGCCACAAGCACUACAGUGAAGAAACUGUUCAUCACGAAUGGAAGUCAGGAACCCCUUCUGGGAAUCUGCAUGUUCUUCCUGCGCAACUCCAAUGCAAAGGAAGUGACCAACCAGAAUAUUCAUAAUGACGUGAACUUUGGGAUGAUGGAUGCUACCAACAGUAGUGUUCUGGAGGCCCUGGAGACAUACAUGUCCACUACUCUGGUGCCGGCUCUCAAGGCAUGUUCCCCUGAUGCGUGGGGUUCGCUGAAGAACAGCAAGAGUGGUCAAGUGAGGGAGUUCCUGGACUCUCUGGACAAGUUUGUAUCCACUCUGGGAGCGGCGAGGAGUUCGCUCGAAGGCCAGAUUCAACUGCACGAGUAUGAAUACACGCCCAUCAUCGACAUGCUAUCCACUCCAAAUGGGUACCAAGAUGCUGCCGCAAGUAGUGAGACUACUGAGAAGCUGGAGACUCUUCUGGGUCAUUGGUGUAAGCAGAUAGAGACUGUUCUGGCAGAGAGCGAGCAGAUCAGACGGGAGGCAGACGACGUCGGACCGUCGGCCGAGUUGGAACACUGGAAGAAACGAAUGGCCACCUUCAACAGUCUUCUUGACCAGAUCAAGUUGACCAGAUGCAAGUCGGUGGUAGCUGCACUGCAGUAUGCCAAGUCACGGGCAGUGAAGAGAUGGAGGGAGCUAGACAUGCGGAUCACAGAUGCAGCCAACGAGGCCAAGGACAACGUCAAGUACCUCUACACCCUCGACAAGUUCUUCGGACCCCUCGGAACAUGCGAUCCAAAGAGCAUGGUUGAGAUCCUGCCUAGUUUGCUGACAGCAGUGAAGAUGAUCCACAGCAUCAGCCAGUACUACAACACGAGUGAGAGGAUGACGUCACUGUUCGUGAAAGUGACCAAUCAGAUGAUCACCACCUGCAAGGCCUACAUCAAGGAGGGCGUGUCCAACAUACGCGAAAUGGACAGAGAUGACCCAAACUACAACUUGUACGAGACGUACUCUGAGCCAAGGGAGCUGCUGCUGGAGAGAAUAGCAGACUGCCUGUUGCUGAGAGAUGAGUACAAGAAUGAGUUCAGACGGGUGAAGGAGAAUGCAGAAGAAAAGGAGGAGAAAAACUUCGACUUCAGUGAGAACUACAUCUUCGGCAAAUUCGACGCCUUCUGCAGACGUCUGGAGAAGAUCAAGAACAUGAUGGAGACCAUCGACAACCUCUCAGGACUCACGGACGUCCGAGUGGAAGGUAUCGACGUGCUGGCUAUCAAGUUCCAGAACAUCGUGAUGGCGACAAAGAAGAAGAGCUAUGAUUUGUUGGACCACAGGAAGAACGACUUUGACAACGACUACGAUGAUUUCAAGACUCAGAUCGACGCUCUCAUGGGACAGUUGCAGACGUUCGUAGACCAGCAGUUCGAAAAGAGCGCUUCGGUUUUGCGAGACAAUUCUGCUAUGAAUGUUGGGGCUACUGCCCGUUCUCUGAACCUGCUCGAGAAGUUCGAGAGAAUCACCCUCCCAGCAGAUGUGAAACUGGACCUGCACGAUAAGUAUCAACUGGUCUUCUUCAAGUAUGGAAAGGACGUUGACCUCUGUCGCAAGACUUACAUGAAACAGAAGGUGGACCCUCCCAUGCCCAGGAACUACCCUCCGAUCUCCGGCAAAAUCUACUGGUCGCGUCAACUGCUGCGCAAAAUUGACGAGCCAAUGCAGAUUUUCAAAACGAAACAAGAGCUUCUGAAGUCAAACGAAGCGAAGAAAAUAGUGAAAAACUACAACCGAAUGGUGUCUGCUCUUCUCGAAUUCGAACUGAUGUAUCAUCGCACAUGGUUCAAAGCAGUUGAAAUAGCGAGAUCAGGAAUGAACUCUUCGCUUUUGAUUCGACACCCUGAGACGAAUAAGUUCGUGCUGAACUUCGACAACCAGAUCUACGAGUUGAUAGACGAAGCUAAAAACUUUAUUAAACUGGAAUUGGAGAUACCAGAAGCGGCAAGAAACAUGAUGAACAAUGAAGAGGUGAUCAAAGGUAUCAACAGGAACGUGUCGUCGGCAGUGAAGAGGUACUACAAGGUGGUCAAGUCUAUUCCUCAGCUGCUGGUGCCUCUGAUGAAGCCCUUCUGUGACAAAGUGGAGGCUGUGAUGGAACGAGGAGUGGUCAAACUAUCCUGGAACUCUGCCAGUCUCGGAACUUACAUUGAAGACUGUGAGCAUGAGAUCAACGAACUGGAAGUCCUGACCAAACACGUCUCGGAUAUCCUCGAGUGCCGAAUUGAAGCCACUCUUCACGAGAUGGAACGAACUGCCCUCUGCGAAGUGCCCGAGCACGACACUAUGACCCCCAAAGACUUCCUUGAUCUAACUGAGCUGACAUGCGGGAAGGCCUUCGAGUCUCUUAAAAACCAGAGUCUGAAAGUGGAGGCUUCGGUUGACGAACUGAUUGAAACUCUGAAGUCUCAACUGUGGGAUGAUUCCCUGAAAGUGGGAUUGGAUCAGGAGCAUUACCCGUGCUCGAACCCAGAAGGAAAGCACAAGACUAGAUGUCAGGAGUGUCUUUCUUGCUCGUUCUACAACACGCUGAACACUUUCUCCCAGAGAAACACCGAGUCACUGAUUAAGUGCACCAAGUUGUCCCUGGACAUGAUCCGAAGACGUCUGCAAGUGUCCAGUGUUUACGGCAAGAACAAGGACUCGGACGAGUCCAAAGUGCCUCUCUUCAAGACUGACAUCGUCCUGGCCAUCCCUCUUAUCCAGAUCAAACCCAGUCUGGAGAACAUCCAGAAGUAUCUGACGGACUCCGUGCAGGUGAUCUUGAAGAUGACAACUGAGUUCCCGACUUGGAGACACUCUAAAGUCCAGCAGCAACAGCAACAGAAGGAAUGGGAGAUGCAACAAGAUCAGAACAAAGACGACAAAGUUGUGCAACAAUUCACAGUGAAGCCGCUGCACAAAAUCAUUUCCGAUCACAAAGACGUGAUCAAGGUUGUGAUUCCCCUCCAAUCUGUCAUUUCCUCCAACAAAGUGGAGGUGGACGAACAACUCAAGGAGUUCGACAGAUUCUCCGAGCUGUGGAAGGAAGAUCCUGCUGACAAGGUCAAGGAGUUCCAGGAAAGCGAACCAUUGAUGUCGGACUACGGCAUCCAGAUCAGGAAAUACCAGAACUUGGAGAACGAUAUAAAUGCAUUACAACCUGCGUACCAAGUGGGCUCUCUGCUUCUCAUCACCGAACCAUUGCAGAUGUCUCUGAUCCAGGAAACGCGAAACUGGAAGUGGGCUUACGGAAAAGCACUUAAUGAGGUUGGAUCCACGAAGAUGCAAGAGAUCUUUGAUUUCAUCGAGGUUCUCAACAAGAAAAUGUCGAGGCCUAUCAAAGAUCUCGACGAUAUUCGAACUGCUAUGGCCGCUCUGAUGGAGAUGCGAGAGCGAUUCAUAUCAAUUGAGAUGACAAUUGCGCCUAUUGAAGAAGCUUAUCAUAUUUUGAACAGGUUUGAACUUGUCUUCAAUGACGGAAACGCAGAGCGAGUGGACAGCUUGACGUACGCCUGGAAGAAGCUGAUCACUCAAGCUAAAGAGAACCAAGACAACCUUCUUGAGGUGCAGCCAGGCUUCAAAGGCGGGCUCUUGGACGGAAUCAGUCAGUUCAAAAAUGACCUUGGAAGCUUUGAUGAUGAAUAUGGUAGUAAGGGUCCGAUGGAGGAAGGAAUUAAACCGAGAGAGGCGUCGGACCGACUUGUCGUGUUCCAGGCGAAGUUCGACGAACUGUGGCGGAAGUACCAGUCAUAUUCUGGUGGCGAGGAACUGUUCGGAUUGAGUGUGACAGACUACCCUAAUCUACAGAAAACGAAGAAGGAAUUGAACCUUCUGCAGAAACUGUACUCGCUGUACAAUGACGUCAUUGACACUGUGAAUGGCUACUAUGACAUCCCGUGGACCGAUGUGGACAUCGAGAAGAUCAACCAGGAACUGACUGACUUCCAAAAUAAGUGUCGAAAACUGCCGAAAGCGUUGAAAGACUGGCAAGCAUUUGAGGAGUUAAAGAAAACGAUUGACGACUUCAACGAGACUUGUCCUCUGCUGGAGAUGAUGGCCAACAAGUCCAUGAAAACGAGGCAUUGGGACAGAAUCGCCACUCUCACUGGCCAUACAUUCGAGAUAGAGAGCGAGAACUUCCUGCUGAAAAACAUCAUGGAGGCCCCUCUCCUACAGUACAAAGAAGACAUCGAGGACAUCUGCAUAGCGGCUGUGAAAGAGAAGGACAUCGAGGCUAAACUGAAGCAGGUGGUGAGUGAUUGGAGUGUGCAGAGCUUCUCCUUCUCCAACUUCAAGACCAGAGGAGAACUGCUUCUCAAGGGACAGGAGACGAGUGAGAUAGUGGCACUCAUGGAAGACUCACUCAUGAUACUCGGAUCUCUCAUGAGCAACAGAUACAACGCACCAUUCAAAGCUGACAUUCAGAAAUGGGUGCAGAAGUUAUCUACUACCACCGAGAUCAUUGAGAAUUGGAUGACAGUGCAGAACUUGUGGGUAUACUUGGAGGCUGUAUUCGUGGGCGGAGACAUCGCCAAGCAACUUCCCCAGGAGGCCAAGCGGUUCUCAAACAUUGACAAAUCCUGGGUUAAAAUCAUGACUCAUGCUCACGAGAACCCUAAUGUGGUCACAUGUUGUGUCGGAGAUGACAUGCUUGGUCAGCUUCUUCCCCAUCUUCUGGAACAACUCGAAUUGUGUCAGAAGUCUUUGACAGGAUACCUGGAAAAGAAACGUCUGAUCUUCCCCCGAUUCUUCUUCGUCUCGGAUCCGAGUCUGCUCGAGAUCCUCGGACAGGCAAGUGACUCGCACACUAUCCAAGCGCACUUGCUGAACAUUUUCGAUAACUUGGCGACUGUGACAUUCCAUGACAAAGAGUAUGACAAAAUGGUGGCGUUCAACUCAUCCGAAGGCGAGAGCAUCGAUUUCGAAAGGCCUGUUAUGGCUCAAGGAAACGUCGAGAUCUGGCUUGGAACUGUCUUGACUGAGCAGCAAAAGUCGCUUCAUAGUGUGAUUCGAAGAGCGAAUGUGGCGUUGGGAGAUACUGGAUUUAAGAUGAUUGAGUUCCAGAACCAGUUUGCAGCCCAAGUGGGUCUUCUGGCUUUGCAGAUCAUCUGGACUAGAGACUCGGAAGUCGCGUUGCAAAAUGCAAAAACGGAUCGAAAAAUCAUGGCUAACACUAACCAGAUGUUCUUGGAAAUCUUGAACGAGUUGAUCGACCAGACUACUCAUGAGUUGACUAAGAUGGAGAGGACGAAGUUUGAGACCCUCAUUACCAUUCAUGUGCAUCAGAAGGACAUCUUUGACGACCUUGUCAGACUCAACAUCAAGUCACCAGGUGACUUUGAGUGGCUGAAACAGAGUAGGUUCUACUUCAAGGAGGAGACGGACGAGUGUCUAGUAUCCAUCACAGACGUCAACUUCAACUACAUGAAUGAGUACCUCGGCUGCACAGACAGACUCGUAAUCACCCCACUCACUGACAGGUGUUACAUUACCUUGGCGCAAGCCCUUGGUAUGUCACUCGGAGGAGCUCCUGCUGGACCGGCUGGUACAGGAAAAACCGAGACCACCAAAGACAUGGCUCGUUGUCUAGGCAAAUACGUUGUCGUGUUCAACUGCUCCGAUCAGAUGGACUUCCGAGGUCUGGGUAGGAUCUACAAGGGUCUGGCACAGUCUGGCUCCUGGGGAUGCUUCGAUGAGUUCAACCGAAUUGACCUCCCCGUGUUGUCCGUCGCUGCUCAACAGAUUUACGUGGUGCUGCAGUGUAAAAAGGAAAAGAAGACCCAAUUCGUCUUCACUGAUGGUGACAUUGUGGACUGCGACCCAGAGUUUGGUCUCUUCAUCACAAUGAAUCCGGGUUACGCCGGACGUCAGGAGUUGCCUGAGAAUCUGAAGAUUCAGUUCAGAUCCGUCGCUAUGAUGGUACCGGACCGUAUGAUCAUCAUGCGUGUCAAACUGGCCAGCUGCGGUUUCCAGCAGAACAUAAUUCUGUCCCGAAAAUUUUUCACACUGUACAAACUGUGCGAAUUGCAACUAACUAAACAAGUCCAUUACGAUUUCGGUUUGAGAAACAUUUUGUCAGUAUUGCGUACUUUGGGUGGUGAGAAGCGUCUGAACCCCCAAGAUGCUGAGAACAUCACUGUGAUGAGAGUUUUGCGAGAUAUGAACUUGUCUAAACUUGUAGACGAGGACGAACCGCUUUUCCUUUCGCUAAUCGACGAUCUGUUUCCUGGCAUUGAUCUGGAUAAAAAAGGAUACCCGGAUAUUGAAGGUGCGAUUAAGAAGGAAAUUGAGGAAGCUCAGUUGAUUCACCAUGCACCGUGGGUUCUGAAGCUGAUCCAACUGUACGAAACCCAAAGAGUCCGUUGGGGAAUGAUGGCUCUCGGACCCUCGGGAGCAGGAAAGACUAAAUGUAUCCAGAUGCUGAUGAAAGCUAUGACUGAUUGUGGAGCCCCCCAUAAGGAAAUGAGAAUGAACCCGAAAGCCAUCACUGCGCCGCAGAUGUUUGGACGCCUGGAUGCCGCUACCAAUGACUGGACUGAUGGUAUUUUCUCGACUCUCUGGCGCCGAACUCACAAAGUCAAGAAGAGUGACAAUGUCUGGAUUGUUCUGGACGGUCCAGUAGAUGCUAUCUGGAUUGAAAAUUUGAACUCUGUGUUGGACGAUAACAAGACCUUGACCUUGGCGAACGGAGAUCGAAUUGUCAUGGCUCCGAACUGCAAAGUGGUAUUCGAACCACAUAACAUUGACAACGCUUCGCCGGCUACUGUGUCGAGAAACGGCAUGGUAUUCAUGUCAAGUUCGAUUCUCGAUUGGGACCCGCUCGUCCGCGCAUGGUGUCGCCGACAACCUAACGGAAUCUCUGACACCGUUUACCAGCUGUACGAAAAAGUUUUCCCACAAUUGUACACGUAUAUCAAUCAGAACCUUGUGCCAAAAAUGCCGCUUCUAGAAGCCAUGUAUGUCCGACAGAGUUUGGACAUGAUGGAUGGGCUGCUGCCCAGCGAGGAAAAUGCAAAGUUACCGUCAGAUAAACAUCUGGAGAGGCUGUUUGUCUUUGCAAUCAUGUGGUCUCUAGGAGCUGUUUUGGAGCUGGGAGACAGAUCAAAAAUGGAAGCCGAGUUAAGGAAAAUGAAGGUGGUCGAUUUGCCAAAAGCAGAGUUCGACGGCGAUACUAUAUUUGAGUUUUUCGUAAAUGAAUCAGGAGAUUGGGAUCACUGGAGCAAAAAGGUACCCGACUUCGACUACCCGAAGGAUUCGACUCCGGACUACUCUGGAAUUUUGGUUCCUAACGUGGACAACAUCCGGACGGACUUCCUGAUCCAAGUGAUCGCCAAACAGGAGAAGGGAGUGCUGCUUAUCGGUGAGCAGGGUACUGCGAAGACAGUGAUGAUCAAAGGCUUCUGUGGGCGAUAUGACGCCGAGUACCACCUGAGCAAGAGCAUGAACUUCUCCUCGGCCACUGAGCCCAUCAUGUUCCAGAGGACUGUGGAGAGUUAUGUGGACAAGAGAGUGGGUACUACUUAUGGACCCCCGGCAAACAAGAAGAUGACUGUGUUUGUGGAUGACAUCAACAUGCCAGUCAUCAACGACUGGGGAGACCAGAUCACGAACGAAAUUGUACGUCAGACUAUGGAGAACAAGGGCUUCUACAAUUUGGAGAAGCCGGGCGAGUUCACCAACAUAGUGGACAUCCAGUUCAUGGCUGCCAUGAUCCACCCGGGAGGGGGUAGAAACGACAUCCCCCAGAGACUGAAGAGACAGUUCAACGUCUUCAACUCCACUCUGCCCUCCAAUGCAUCUAUCGACAAGAUCUUCUCAACUAUCGGAAAAGGCCACUACGUCCCCGAGCGUGGCUUCUCAGUCGAAACACAGGAAAUAGUCGGGAAGCUAGUACCCCUAACCCGAAUCAUCUGGCAGAAGACGAAGAUAAAGAUGUUGCCAACCCCAGCCAAGUUCCACUACAUCUUCAACUUGAGAGAUCUCUCCCGAAUCUGGCAGGGAAUGAUCAACACCUCUUCAGAUGUGGCCAAUGACUCGAAGACCCUGGUGCAGCUGUACAAACACGAGUGCACUCGAGUUAUUGCAGAUCGGUUCAUCAAUUAUGACGACAUGAACUGGUUCGACAAAUCUAUCAAACAGUUGGUGACUGACGAACUGGGCGCUGAGUACACCCAGUACAUGGAAAUGGAGCCCUACUUUGUCGACUUCCUCCGAGAAGCACCCGAGCCCACUGGAGAGGAGGCUGAGGACGCCGUGUUCGAUGCCCCUAAAGUGUAUGAGCCGAUUGUGAGUUUCGACCAGCUGAAGAGUAAGCUGCAGGAGUUCCAGGUGCAGUACAACGAGGCAGUCAGAGGAGGCGUCAUGGACCUCGUAUUCUUCAAGGACUGCAUGUGCCACUUGACCAAGAUCUCGCGCAUCAUUCGAACCCCCAGAGGAAAUGCCCUGCUAGUGGGAGUGGGUGGAUCGGGCAAACAGAGUCUCACUCGACUGGCCUCAUUCAUCGCCGGAUACAAGAGCUUCCAAAUCACACUCACACGAUCGUACAACCAGAGCAAUCUGAUGGAUGACCUGAAAGUGCUAUACCGCAUGGCAGGUAAAGACGGACUGGGAGUGACAUUCAUAUUCACCGACAACGAGAUCAAAGACGAGGGAUUCCUAGAGUACAUGAACAACGUGCUCGCAUCAGGAGAAGUGUCAAAUCUGUUCGCGAGGGAUGAGUUGGACGAGAUCACGGGUGAGCUAAUCCCAGUGAUGAAAAAGGAGUACCCGAGGAGACCCCCGACCAUCGAGAACCUCUACGACUACUUCCUAACAAGAGUCAAAAACAACCUUCACGUCGUUCUCUGCUUCUCUCCUGUGGGUGAGAAGUUCCGAAACCGUUCGCUCAAAUUCCCCGGUCUUGUGUCUGGCUGUACGAUGGACUGGUUCCACAAGUGGCCUCGGGAGGCACUGGUCGCAGUGUCGGGUCACUUCCUCUCGCCAUUCGAGAUAGUGGCCGCCGACAACGUCAAGUCGGCUCUGAUCGCUGUGAUGGGAGAGAUCCACGACGGAGUGGCAGACAUUUGUGUCGAGUACUUCAACAGAUUCAGAAGGGAGACGCACGUGACCCCCAAGUCUUACUUGUCGUUCUUGGACGGCUACAAAGGCAUCUACACUGAGAAGAAAGAGCGACUGCAGACACUGGCCCAGAGGAUGCAGACUGGUCUGGACAAGUUGGUGGAGGCGACUGAGAGUGUGAAUGCACUCAGUAAAGAACUGGCCGUGAAAGAGAAGGAGUUGGCAGUGGCGUCCAAGGAGGCCGACGAGGUGUUGAAAGAGGUGACGGCCAAGCAGACGUCGGCGGAGGCCGUGAAGGCCCAGGUGCAGACUGUGAAGGACAGGGCACAGGCACUGGUGGAGGAGAUCGAGGCGGACAAGGCGGUGGCAGAGAAGAAACUGUCCGCAGCUGCACCUGCUCUCGCAGAGGCAGAGGCUGCAUUGCAGACGAUCAAAGCGGCCGAUAUCUCCACAGUGAGAAAAUUGGGCAAGCCUCCUCAUCUGGUCAUGAGGAUCAUGGAUGCUGUGCUGCUCCUGUUCCAGAAGAAGAUUGACCCAACCACCAAGGACCCAGAGAAAGAGUGUGUGAAGCCCUCUUGGGGAGAGAGUCUGAAACUGAUGGGAAACACUCAGUUCCUCACUCAGCUGCAGACAUUCCCCAAGGAUACGAUCAACGAAGAAAUGGUUGAGCUGUUGGCCCCCUAUCUGGAGACAGAAGACUACAACCUCGAAACAGCCAAGAAGGUAUCCGGCAACGUCGCAGGUCUUCUCUCGUGGACCCAGGCAAUGAGCUUCUUCUAUGGCGUCAACAAAGAGGUACUGCCUCUCAAAGCUAAUUUGGUUGUGCAGAGUUCGCGUCUCGCUGGAGCCCAGGCUGAGUUAUCUGAGGCACAAGGACAACUCGACCAGAAGGAAGCUGAGCUGAAAGAAGUGCAGCAAAUGUACGACUCUGCUAUUCAGAAGAAACAGGAUCUACUUGACGACGCGGAAUCAUGCCGACGAAAAAUGCAGAACGCUACAACGCUGAUUGACGGACUUUCAGGCGAGAAGAUUCGUUGGACUGAGGCUAGCAAGUCGUUCGACGACCAGACUAUUCGAUUAGUUGGUGACGUUUUGCUGGCAACUGGCUUCCUGUCGUACUCCGGGCCCUUCAACCAGGAGUUCCGAAACGUGCUUCUGAAAUCUUGGCGAAAAUUGAUGGCUAAUAACAAGAUUCCCUACAGCGAUGAUCUGGAUUUGAUCCAGAUGCUGGUCGACAAUGCGACUAUCGGAGAGUGGAAUCUGCAAGGUCUGCCCAAUGAUGAUUUGUCGGUUCAGAAUGGUAUCAUUACGACCAAAGCGGCCAGAUAUCCCUUGAUUAUUGACCCGCAGUUGCAAGCCAAGACAUGGAUCAAAAACAAAGAAAAAGAAAAUGAGCUGCAGGUGACAUCGUUGAACCACAAGUACUUCCGAAACCACUUGGAGGACGCACUGUCGCUGGGGAGACCCCUUCUGAUAGAGGACAUCAAUGAAGAGCUGGAUCCUGCCCUGGACAACAUUUUCGAGAAGAAUUUCGUCAGAUCUGGCAGACAGCUCAAGGUGAAAGUGGGAGACAAGGAGUGUGACGUGAUGCAGGGCUUCAAGAUGUACGUCACUUCCAAACUGGGAAACCCAAGUUACACUCCCGAGAUCUAUGCGAGGACCUCCAUCAUCGACUUCACUGUGACCAUGAAGGGACUGGAAGACCAGCUGCUCGGAAUUGUGAUCAUCAAGGAGAAAGCGGAACUGGAACAAGAGCGUGUGAGUCUAAUGGAAGAGGUGACAGCUAACAAACGGAAGACUCAGGAGCUGGAGGACAAUCUGCUGUACAGACUGACAUCCACUCAGGGAUCCCUGGUGGAGGAUGAGUCACUGAUUGCGGUGCUGCAGAGCACCAAAGUGACGGCAGCCGAGGUGAAGGAGAAACUGAAGGUGGCGGCCGAGACUGAAAUCAAAAUCAACACUGCAAGAGAGGAGUACAGACCAGUGGCCAACCGUGGUAGCAUCGUCUACUUCUUGAUCGUGGAGAUGAGCAUGGUCAACAUCAUGUACCAGACGUCUCUCAAACAGUUCCUCGGAAUAUUCGACCUCUCCAUGGAACGGGCUCCCAAAUCCCCCAUCACCAGCAAGCGAAUUGCCAAUGUGAUUGACAGCUUGACAUUUGAGUCAUUCAGAUACACCAUCAGAGGUCUUUAUGAAGAGCAUAAGUUCAUGUUCACACUUUUGGUGACCUUGAAGAUAGACUUGAACAUGAAGAGAAUCAAGCCGGACGAGUUCAACACUUUGAUCAAGGGUGGUGCUGCCCUGAAUCUGAAUGACGUGGAGCCAAAGCCGAAGAAGUGGAUUCUGGACAUGGCAUGGCUCAAUCUCUGUGCACUCAUACACCUGCCCCAGUUCAACCAGAUCCUCCAACAGGUCGGGCGCAAUGACAAAGCCUGGAAGCAGUGGUUCGAUGAAGAUGCGCCAGAGGAAGCCACCAUCCCAGACGGAUACAACACUCUGGAUCCCUUCCGCAAACUUCUCCUCAUCCGCAGCUGGUGUCCAGACAGGACUCUAGCUCAGGCCAGACACUACAUCGUCGACUCUAUGGGCCCUAGGUUUGCGGAGGCUCAAAUUCUUAACUUGGAGAAUCUGUGGGAGGAAUCAGACAACAGGACCCCUAUGAUCUGCUUCCUCAGUAUGGGCUCAGAUCCCACUGAGAGUAUUGAGAAGUUGGCCAAGAAGCACGGACUGUCGUGCAAGGCCAUCUCCAUGGGACAGGGACAGGAGAUACACGCGAGGAAGCUCCUGUCUAACGCCAUGGCCGAAGGUGGCUGGGUGUUGUUCCAAAACUGCCAUUUGGGUCUGGACUACAUGGAUGAAAUGCUGGACAGUGUGAUCUCGGCCGAAAACCCAGACGAGAAGAUGCGUGUGUGGAUCACUAGUGAAGCCCAUCCCAAGUUUCCCAUCACAGUCCUCCAGAGUUCAAUCAAGUUCACCUUUGAUCCUCCACAGGGAGUCAAGGCCGGUCUCAAGCGAACAUUCGCAGGUGUGACCCAGGAUCAGUUGGAGAUCUCGAAUCUGCCAGAGUGGAAGCCACUGCUCUAUGCUGUGGCAUUCCUCCACACAGUGGUACAGGAGAGGAGGAAGUUCGGACCCCUGGGCUGGAAUAUCCCCUAUGAGUUCAACAGUGCCGACUACACUAGCACAGUGCAGUUCUGCCAGAACCACCUCGACGAAGUGGACCCUAAGAAGGGGAUCUCGUGGGCAACCAUCCGCUACAUGAUAGGGGAGGUGCAGUACGGAGGCAGAGUGACGGACGACUUCGACAAGAUCCUGCUGAACUGCUUCGCCCGCUCCUGGUUCGGAGACCACAUGUUCAAGGACGACUUCUCAUUCUACAAAGGAUACGCCAUCCCUAAAUGCAAGACAGUGGACGAAUAUCGAAACCUAAUUGAAGGCAUGCCGAAUGUCGAUACGCCUCAAGUGUUCGGACUGCAUCCGAAUGCCGACAUCACCUACCAGACGAACACAGCCAGCAAGUGUCUCGAGACUAUCCUCAACAUCCAGCCAAAGGAAGCCGGCGGAGGAGGAGGGGAGUCCAGAGAACAGGUGGUGUACAAGCAGGCACAGGAGUUCCUGGACAAACUGCCACCUGACUAUGUGCCACAUGAGGUGCGAGAUAGACUGAAGAAGAUGGGACUCCUGCAGCCUCUGAAUAUCUUCUUGAAACAGGAGAUAGACCGGAUGCAGAAAGUAAUCAAGAUGGUGAGGUCCACUUGUAAGGAUCUGAAGUUGGCCAUAGAUGGUACCAUCAUCAUGAAUGAUACACUGAGGGAUGCUCUGGAUGAGUUGUACGAUGCGAGGGUUCCGAACUCAUGGAAGAAGAUCUCGUGGAGCAGUGCGACAAUUGGGUUCUGGUUCUCGGAGCUGCUGGACAGGAACACCCAGUUCCACUCUUGGUGCUUCCAGGGAAGACCCAACUGCUUCUGGCUUACAGGAUUCUUCAAUCCUCAGGGAUUCCUGACAGCCAUGAGGCAAGAAAUCACCCGUGCCCACAAGGGAUGGGCCCUGGAUUCAGUCGUGCUUUGCAACGACAUGACCAAAAUGAUGCGGGAAGAUGUGACUGCUGGACCAAGUGAGGGAGUCUACAUCUAUGGAUUGUAUCUGGACGGAGCAGGGUGGGACAGAAGGAACAUGCGGCUGACUGAGGCACAGGCCAAAGUGCUCUACUCACAACUGCCCAUUGCUCAUUUGUAUGCCAUCAAUACCACUGCGGCCAAAGAUAACAAACUGUACGCGUGUCCUGUGUACAAGAAGCCAAACAGGACGGACUUGAACUUCAUCUUCCAACUGAACCUGAAGACCCAACAGCUCCCAGACCACUGGAUCUUGAGAGGAGUAGCACUGCUGUGCGACAUCAAAUAAACAGACAACCGAUAAACAACAACAGUGACAAACUAAAAAUAUAUCAGGAAAAAGAAACAGUUCAUUGAGCAGACUGAUUAAUGUAAACUAUAAUCAUAACAUAACACAUGGAAGUUUCGGUUAGAAAUUGAAAGAAAAAAAUGAGUUAUUCUUCAGAAACAUUAUCAUCUACUUGCGAUUAAAACAUCUGUAAACUCAUCAAAAAUGGUGUAUAUAUUAUAUCAUUUUAAUUACUCAUUGACAUUGAGUAGUGUAUAUAGUCGAGGAUUAAUACACAUGCAAGUCGCAUUGUCGUUUGGACAUCCUUUGAUUGUAAAUUUAUCGGGUUUGAAAGAGUGAAAAAAAAUGAUUUUGGUGUGCCCUGAAUGAGACGAAAUAAUACAGCAUGCAUAAUCAAUUUGAUGUAAAUACCUGUAAAUAAACAUUCAUUCACAGCAA
Symsagittifera roscoffensis is the source of this 14573-nucleotide messenger RNA. Its product is annotated as dynein axonemal heavy chain 5-like. Lineage: Eukaryota; Metazoa; Xenacoelomorpha; Acoela; Convolutidae. Gene Ontology annotation, biological process: microtubule-based movement. Gene Ontology annotation, molecular function: dynein light intermediate chain binding; ATP binding; dynein intermediate chain binding. Gene Ontology annotation, cellular component: axonemal dynein complex. The record is from RefSeq and is a predicted model, not a curated record. The coding region runs from base 147 to 14135 and encodes 4662 amino acids. The transcript is spliced from 57 exons.